Molecule: messenger RNA, 7501 nt
Organism: Fukomys damarensis (Damara mole-rat)
Lineage: Eukaryota; Metazoa; Chordata; Mammalia; Rodentia; Bathyergidae
Gene: Traf3
Product: TNF receptor associated factor 3
Exons: 11
Coding region: 1344-3056 (570 amino acids)
Biological process (GO): regulation of canonical NF-kappaB signal transduction; tumor necrosis factor-mediated signaling pathway; innate immune response
Cellular component (GO): plasma membrane signaling receptor complex
Molecular function (GO): zinc ion binding; tumor necrosis factor receptor binding
Source: RefSeq, a predicted model, not a curated record
UUAUGUUUUUAUUACCUGAACUUAUUUGUCAGCUGUAAAAGUCUCCUGGUGCAGUCAGUAGGGCCUUCUAAGUGUAGGACCCUGCCCUCUGCACACAAAGACGAUUGACUUCUCCUGUCUGGACCCUCAUCUUUGUCAUUCUUUCCUAAUUGCUUCAGCUAAAAUCCCAAGAACUGUGUGCCAUAUGUGUGUGGUCAGAGGACAUCUUCAUCCUGCUCCUGAUUCUGGAGGAUGUGCUGGUGUCUAGGUGGUGUCCUGCACUUCUAGCCCCUGAAGGGUAUCUCCCCGAGGAGGGCCAUGCUCUGCCUGUGUGCUGCCCAGGCCUCUUCCCCCCUCUCCGACUACCUUGGGGACCAGGCAGGGCUGUAAGAGACCUGGCGGCUGUGCAGAGAUGCCCUUGGCGAUGUCCCCUAGCACGGAUGUGGGUCCUGGCCAACCUGCUGGCUUCCAGCUUCCUGUGCCCUUGGAUGCAGGGCUGUGAGCUUUUUAAUUUGUGUUUUUGGAGUAUCUUCUACACCUUGUCACCAUUUUUCAGCAUUCUAUCAAGCCCUGAGACUACACUCUUCACUUGUUUAUAUAAAUAGCUUGUGACAUGCUAGCUUAUAGGAACAGGCAGUGUGUUGUUCAUCACUAGCUGGGUUGUAUUUCAGAUAGGAAUUUACCCACAAAACCAGGUUUCUCAUCGCAAACUCUUGAUUGAACACUCUGGAGAGAAGCACACGGAUGCACAGAUCUCUGCAGGGCGCUGAGCCGCGAGGCAGUGUUCUGGUGCCAUCAGGUGCCACAGCAGUGAUGGGGUCCACAUGGCCCACAUCUGCCCGUCAGUCCAUAUGCACUCCAGGCACCUUUUCCCUGUCUAUCCCUGUGCCUGAGCUCCGUGGGUCAGCGAGCAGCGCAGACCCCAGCCUGGGCCUGCCUUCCUCCAGGGAGAAGACGGGUGUGCCAGGGACCAGGUGGGCUGCAGACAAGGGCAUUGAGGGUGCCAGGCAGGCAGGGGCAACACAGGGCCCCUGGCCAGCUCUCACUAACCAGCACUGGACACCCUGGUCCUUCCUGCCCGGCAUGGUCAUGGAUGAGUUGAAGGCAAGUUUGUGAGCAGUCACUGCCACUCGGAGUCGCCUUGAAAAGCUGCUGUUUUCACAUGAGCAGAUUUCACACCAAGCUCCCUCACUUUGCCAUGGCGAUGUCUGUUUCAGUGACUCUACUCCAAGUGUGUCUGGAACACAAGCUCACGAGUCUGCCCCACAUUCUGUGCCAGUGGGAGGUUGCACAGCCCUGGCCAUGGAGAGCUCUUCUUGAACCCCAGAAGGAAGCAGAGAGAAGCAGUAGUUCCUCCAUCGUAAAUGGAGCCGAGUAAAAAGAUGGACUCAGCCAGCACGCUGCACACCAACCCGCUGCUGAAGCUUCAGCCUGACCGCGGUGUGGGCUCUGUGUUUGUCCCCGAGCAAGGAGGCUACAAGGAGAAGUUUGUGAAGGCUGUGGAGGACAAGUACAAGUGUGAGAAGUGCCGCCUGGUGCUGUGCAACCCAAAGCAGACCGAGUGUGGACACCGCUUCUGCGAGAGCUGCAUGGCUGCCCUGCUCAGCUCCUCGAGCCCCAAGUGCACAGCGUGUCAAGAAGGCAUCGUCAAGGAGAAGGUAUUUAAGGAUAAUUGCUGCAAGAGAGAGAUCCUGGCCCUCCAGAUCUGUUGUCGGAACGAAGGCCGGGGCUGUGCAGAACAGCUCACGCUUGGGCACCUGCUGGUGCACCUGAAGAACGACUGCCAGUUCGAGGAGCUUCCCUGCUUGCGAGCUGACUGCAAGGAAAAGGUGCUGAGAAGAGACCUGAGAGAUCACGUGGAAAAGGCCUGCAAGUACCGUGAGGCCACGUGCACCCACUGCAAAAGUCAGGUCCCGAUGAUCACAUUGCAGAAACAUGAAGACAACGAGUGUCCCUGCGUGGUGGUGUCCUGCCCUCACAAGUGCAGCGUCCAGACUCUGCUGAGGAGUGAGUUGAGUGCACACUUGUCAGAGUGUGUCAAUGCCCCCAGCACCUGUAGUUUUAAGCGCUAUGGCUGCGUUUUUCAGGGGACAAAUCAACAGAUCAAGGCUCAUGAAGCUAGCUCGGCUGUGCAGCACGUCAACCUGCUGAAGGAGUGGAGCAACUCACUGGAGAAGAAGGUUUCCUUGCUGCAGAAUGAAAGUGUAGAAAAAAACAAGAGCAUACAAAGUCUGCACAAUCAGAUCUGUAGCUUUGAAAUUGAAAUCGAGAGACAAAAGGAGAUGCUUCGAAAUAAUGAAUCUAAAAUCCUUCACUUGCAGGUCUGGAAGCGUGUCAUAGACAGCCAGGCGGAGAAGCUGAAGGAGCUGGACAAGGAGAUCCGACCCUUCCGGCAGAACUGGGAGGAAGCAGACAGCAUGAAGAGCAGCGUGGAGUCCCUGCAGAACCGCGUGACCGAGCUGGAGAGCGUAGACAAGAGUGCGGGGCAGGCAGCAAGGAACACAGGCUUGCUGGAGUCCCAGCUGAGCCGGCAUGACCAGAUGCUGAGUGUCCACGACAUCCGCCUUGCCGACAUGGACCUGCGCUUCCAGGUCCUGGAGACCGCCAGCUACAACGGUGUGCUCAUCUGGAAGAUCCGCGACUACAAGCGCCGGAAGCAGGAGGCCGUCAUGGGGAAGACCCUGUCCCUCUACAGCCAGCCUUUCUACACUGGCUACUUUGGCUACAAGAUGUGCGCCAGGGUCUACCUGAACGGGGACGGGAUGGGGAAGGGGACGCACUUGUCGCUGUUUUUUGUCAUCAUGCGCGGAGAGUAUGAUGCCCUGCUGCCCUGGCCGUUUAAGCAGAAGGUGACGCUCAUGCUGAUGGAUCAGGGCUCCUCCCGGCGCCACCUGGGAGACGCGUUCAAGCCCGACCCCAACAGCAGCAGCUUCAAGAAGCCCACUGGAGAGAUGAACAUCGCCUCCGGCUGCCCUGUCUUUGUGGCCCAGACUGUUCUAGAAAAUGGGACAUAUAUUAAAGAUGAUACAAUUUUUAUUAAAGUCAUAGUGGAUACUUCGGAUCUGCCUGACCCUUGAGAAGUCGGCAGGUGGUGGAUUCAGUAGAAGGUAACUCCUCUGGGGGUGGAACCGGUCUGUCUUCACUGAGGUCCUCACGUGCAGAAAGGACCUUGUGGAGCGGAGGUGGCAGCAGGAGGCAGAUGGCGGCCGGCGGGAGGAGCCCGCGCGGAACUCCCCCCGACACGUCCUCCCCAUAGACUAGCCGCCCUUCUCUCUGAAGAAUUAUUUAUCCUUUGACAAGAUAAAUACUGCUGUCAGAGAAGUUUUCCAUUUUCGUUUUUAAAGAUCUAGUUAAUCAAGGUGGAAAACAUAUAUGCUAAGCAAAAGAAACAUGAUUUUUCUUCCGUAAACUUGAACACCAGACACAGAACACACGGGGAUAGCUGGACUCGUCAGCAUGUUAAGUAAAAGGGUAACUCAUGAAAUAAUAAUGCAGUUCUGAUACAGUCAUUCUACAAUCCAAGAGUGCAAUCUUGUUCCAAAUAUAGUAUAUUGUCUAUUUUUAAGGCCUCAUCUGGUCUCUGUUUUAAUAAUUUGUUUGUCAGAAGAUCCUGAAGUACACCUAGGUCUUUUUUUGGAAGUAUCUAAAUUGAGAAGUCAUUUUUUAAUUUAAAGUUCUACCAAUAAUUGUUACUGCAAACAUUUUACUUUAAAACAUUGAUAGACUGAUAUUUCUUGGAAGAAAAUGUAAACUAUCAACACUGGUUAUCACUUGUGAUAGGAAAGAGAAUUCAACUUGUUGUUAUUUCUCGUUAGAAAUGUAAACCUUCAAUAUCUGUCGUAGUUAAUGACACUACUUCAAAAUUAUUAUGAAAGGAACAUUGCUCAUGGAUGCUGUGCAUCAUUUUCAGAUUUAUAGUUGUUUUCACCCUAAAAUAGGGCAUUAGUUGAACUUUGGAGUUCUAAACAAAAUCCUGUAGGUUUUUUAAAUUCUGCCCCAUGUCCAGACGAGCUCUCCACAGCUGACAGCAAUGACCUCGCCCCAGGGCGGCCGGAGCCCGCGGUGUCCCCAUCUGUCAUGCGCUGCGUGCUGCUGCGAUCUCCGGAAGUGACGUCCUGCAUAGAGAAGGUGGCAUACGGUACUCGUGCCUUAGACGUGACAUGCUGCUUCUUGACCCUGGGUUUGUGUUCGAUGGCAUCCUAGAAAGCGCUAGCCGAACCAGACUUUCUCUCUGCCGCUAAAUCUGUGUCUCUGCGAGGCCCUCACAGCUCCGACCCUGCGGGCGGGCGGAAGCCAGGCUCCAUCAGCAGCUUCCGGAGCCUCCAGGGCUUCCGCAGAAUCCCGGUUUCCAAGGUUUCCAAACUCCAGGCGCAGAGCCAGCUCUGCCCACCCGAGGGAGGUGUUGCGAGCAGAAGCUACGCGCCCCCAGCCCUAAGUCCCCACCGGCGCCCACGCAACUCUGGGCAGAGUCCACUGAGCCCCGAGACCACUGGUUGGGGCUGCCCGGCCAAGCCUGGGGGCCCCACGGCCCUGGGCCCACCCGGUGGCACUCAGCACUGUUUACGCCUCAAGCCCAACUGUGAGGAGCCUGGAGCCUGGAGCCCCGCCCCUGCGCCCCUUCCGCUAUGCAGCACGCUUCACGGUGCUCUUACACUGAUGGGUGCUACACGCGACGGGUGCUUCUUAGGCAAAGCCAGUGUGUGCGAACCACCACAUCUGUGCCCCUCUCCCAAGGCGCGCCCACGAUUGGCCAGCUGGGCGCGUCAGACUGCCUGCCUCUUGGCUCCCUAGGGUCGUGCGGGGUCUGCUGGGUGGGUGCCCAGUGGCCCACCUUGUCUCUGGUGCUGCCGCCUGUCCUGGGUGUGCCUUUGCCCCAGUGCCUGCUGGACGUGCCCUCUGCUCGCGCGCCUGUCCCCGCUUCCCUGCACCUCACGCCCUUCCACAUUGCAUGGCUCUGAGCUCCAUCGCUGCUACCACGGCUGCCCCCACUGCUGUCCCGGGGUCCUCAGCUCUCUCCGCUGAAGUACGGCGGUCCCUGCUGAGAAGGAAGAACUUCUUGUGAGAGCUGUCCUUGUUUGUCUGCAGCCCCUCCAGGCCUGUCCCUUAGGUUCUGCUUGAGGCCUGGAGGAGGCAUAGCCCCUGGCAGUGCCCACCUGGCCCCUGGUGUCCCAGCUACUCCAACCCUGGCAGAUGCUGCCCAGGACAGCUGGCUGAGGGCCCCUUCCCACUAAGCCCCGAGACCCACCCAGAGCCGUCCUGGGCGGCCGUCCGGCCUCCCUGUCCUCAGGGUACUGUCCCUGGGGCGAGGGUGGUGUGGCCUCUGGGAACUGGUGCUGGAGAGUGGGCCAGCGUGCUCUGCAGGGACACUGUCCUGCCCGGGUGCCCACGCCCCCCCUAGGUGCUCCUGCCCAGCGGCCUCGGCUGUAACCCCCCGGCCAGCCCCCGGCCCCCGUCCUCGAUCCACAGGGUCCCAGCCCAGGAGCACCAGGUGGCCACACAGUGUGUGUCCAGUGUGCGCUUCUCAUUUACCAAAAGUGACAACAUUCCUGGGGACACAGUUGUCCUUUGUGCUGUGGCCUUGGUCUGGGCAGCUGCUUCCUGCGUCUGCGACACUGCCAUUGUGGCCGCCCUGUGCUGCAGGCGAUGGCACAGGCUGGAGGCCUGGUUUUCUGGUUCCAGGGCUUUUAAAGCAGGCAUGAGCAUUGCCAGAAAUCAGGGCAUCUGUGCCAUCGAGGCCGGGCUGUGGUGGGGGGCUGGGGUCCUGGGGCCCAGAGUGGGCUCAGGAGCUGGGUGACACCACAGAGGCCUGUGGGAGGAGCAGCGUCAUGAGGCUCGGGGCCUGGCUGAGCUGAACAUGCGGUGUCACUCCCAUGUAGGUGGCCGGGGCUGUUGCGAGGGCUGCAUCCCGGUCCAGGGCAGCCCCUGCUGCACGGUGCCUGCCACGUAGCCUGUGACAUGUGUCGACAGGCUGCUGGUAGGUACAUUUCCUUGGCUGUCUUCCCACCUCUCCUCUCUGCUCAGUCUGUCCCUUCCUCGGCCUGUGGCCCUGAGGAGCUGUAGGGACUGUGCUGUGGCUCUAUAGUCUGCAGACCCCAGGGAGGACGUUGAUGCCAGGCACAGCCUGUGGGGACGCCGCUGCCCCACAGACAUUCAGUCUGUCCUGCCUGCGUUGCCUCGCGGCUGCUGAUGGGUGAUUCCCCUGGAGGAGAGGGUGUGGGAAAGCCCCGGAGCAGCAGGGCAUCCUGAGGGACUCAGGAUGGCCCCGAGCUAGGUGACUGACCCCAGCGUCAGCCGUGCCUCUCUGCCCAGCUCCUCGAGCAGCGGGCUCACCAUGGCCCUGCUGACGCUGCACCCCAGCAGGUGCUCGGGACCAUGGGCUGGUCAGAACACAGCCUCCCAGGGAGCCCUCGCCGUCCCUCGACACCUGUCCCUCUCCCUGAGGUAAUGAGCACACCGGGACAGGCAUAGCUGCUGCCUUGGAUGCUGUUUUUUGCUUCCGGUAUAGAUCUGUGUGGACGAGGCUGCAGGAGACCGGGGUUCUAGGCACUCCUGUGUGUGUCACUUGUGUGGGUGAGGGUCGCGCCAGUCUGCUUCUCAGCCCCAGACCAUGGUUGUCUUCUGUUUGCAAAUCUCCGUAACUUUCUCCAAAGUCGAUGUGCCCCGUGGGUCCGGGUCAGGCAAGGUUGGUGGCAGCAGGUGACCUGGUCAGUGGUGGUCUCAUCCCAGCUGGCGCUGACUAGUGGACACCAUGGGACCCAGGGUUCCCCUUGCCCACUAUGCCCUGAAUGCCACCACCAGGCAGGGAAGGCAGCACAGUACCCAGUGUCUGCCCUGAGUGCUAAGGGGAAAGUCCAGGGUGCUGUGCCACUCCCAUAACCAGGGUGACCGGUUUGAAGCUCAGUCCCCUUAGACAAGUUACUGCACUCAGUAAAUUAAUUGGAAAACACAAAAGCCGACUUACUCCAAGGGUUUCCCUGAUUCCCUCCAUCUCUAGGGCCUCUGUGAUCUACCGCGGACGUGUGUGUGCACGGAGAUGAGCUAGGCCAGCUCUAGGUUUGCGUUCUUUCCCUGGUAGUCCGUUCGCCUCUUGUGUUCAGUUCUAUACCCAAACAAAGACCAAAGAAGGCCAGUCUCAUCCGACUAUUUCAAUCUGCCUGUUUUACCAAUUGCCGUCUGUAGUGACUGCUCGCUGUGCGGCCCCAUCUUGAUUCCAAGUGAUGGUGACCAGUGACUGGCAUCCGUGUUCCUCUGCUCUUCUAAGAAAAGGACAGUGUGAGUUAUUGCUCAGCAAUAAUUCUGUCACUCCGGGGUUAGCACCGUGUCUGAUCUCCUGAUAGCAUUAUUAUGUUUUCUGUUCUGUUUACUGUAUAUUGUGUGUGGUUUUAUUUGGUAUUUAUUUGUGUUUUGAGGUCUUGGGAUGUUUUUGUGUUUUUGAUGCUAAUAUCUGAAGUUUGUAAGACUGUAGAAUGCCAAACUUGGAAAUGCUAAACUGUUAUUAGAGAAAAAUAAACCUGAUUAAGAG